AUGGCUUCAGGCGUUGAAGGAGCCGCCGCCAUUGCUGGCUUCAUUAGCCUGGCUUUCGAAGCAUUUGAGGGAUGCCUCGAGGCAUACAGAUUCGUUUAUACGGCUCAAAGUAUGGGCAGUGAUGGCGACUCUGUGCGUUCUAAACUGGUGUGGGAACGGCAUCGCCUGUGCGAGUGGGGAGAGCGAACCGGCGUCCGCAACAUUGCACAGGAAAAGCUCAAUUGGAAUUUAGCCGUCACAUUGCUGAAUCAGCAAAAAGCACUCAUGACCUCUGCGGAAGCUCUGGAAGCGAAGUACAAGCUACGCAUUCCGGAAGAGAUCAUCAGUGCCAGCGACAUCGAGAAUGAGGCUUCCAGUGAAAGCACGCUGGGAAAGCUGCUACAGCGGCUCAAGCCGGAGAUCAAUCAACCCAGCAGCAAGUUUAUUCACUCCCAAAAUGGACCUCUCAAAAGGCUCAAGUGGGCCGCCGUUGGGAAGACUCAGGCUCUUCGAAUCGUCAGCGAGAUAGAAGAUAUCAACAACCGCUUGUACAGCCUUCUCGACUCGGCGGAUCAGCAUCGGCUGAAACUCGCCACAGAAGCUCUUCUAAGAGAUCUGGUCUCCAGGUCAGCCAACUCAGCCGAACUCGAAUCCAUUAAGCAGCUUCUCUAUCCAAAACAAUCAUUCAACGACCGGCAGAUAGCAGCAGCCGCGGAGCUUAAGCAGAUCAUGUCGAUCGUGGGCAGAAAGAACCCGGAUCACACGCUAGAUGCGGCAACCUUGGUCGAAAUGGGUCUAAAGCUCAAACUUCUAAGCACCAAAAGGCUCAAACCGCUACCUCCUGCGUCGCGAUUGGAAUGCUAUGGUAUUGAAUUGGGAAGAUACCGAGAUACCGAUGUCCUCAUUGAGUGGAGAUCGGCAGAAGAAGAAACUUGGGAUCUCAUGGAGCCCCAAAUGAAAGCCCUUGCCGUUCUCCUCGGGAAAAUGGAUGGCAGCGCUUUUCCAGUACUACCGUGCAUGGGCCUUGUUUCUUGGAAAGAACUGGAUUGCUUCGGAUUGGUUUACAACCUCUCUUCGCUAAAGCUUAACGGCCGAAUCGAGCUCAAGUCACUCCACGAAAUCAUCUGUGAGCAGCCACAGGCUUCGCUAAGCCGCCGAUUCGACAUUGCCAUGGCUUUGGCUGAAGCCGUUCUUCAAUUCCAUACCGCCGGCUGGCUACACAAAGGCAUCCGCUCCGAGAACAUAAUUUUCAUCACGAAUAAGGGUGCAUCAUUGGAGCACUGUCUUGGUACAACAGCUUACUUGAUUGGAUUUGAGAACGCUCGGCCGGACACUGAAGAUGGCCAGAUGUUGACUCGACAGCCGCAAACAUCCCUGGAGGACGACCUGUACAGACAUCCAUCAGCAAGAGGAGCGGACAGACAAUCGUUCCGGAAGGCGUUUGAUCUAUAUUCGCUGGGGUGUGUCCUUUUAGAGCUUGGUUCAUGGGAGAGACUUGUAGAUCUACACUCCAGCACUCCAGAUCUCUCUGAACGGAUCCAAAAGGCUGAACGGGACGAGAAGAUGCUGCCUCUACCCUCGCUUGUCGAGUUCGGAUAUGACGCGGAAGAGAUGGCAAAGUUGUCUCACACUGCUGGACAGAAUUUCACCGAUGUAGUCUCUCUUUGUCUCACAAACAAUGAAUCGGACUGUGAGAAGACAGAGGAUUCCUUGAAAAUUCAGAAAUCAGUUGUGGAGAUGCUUGGUAGAUGUAGCUGCUGA
This is a messenger RNA of Lasiodiplodia theobromae, 1740 nucleotides long. Its product is annotated as Het-s domain protein. The transcript has a single exon. The coding region runs from base 1 to 1740 and encodes 579 amino acids. Gene Ontology annotation, biological process: protein phosphorylation. Gene Ontology annotation, molecular function: protein kinase activity; ATP binding. The record is from RefSeq and is a predicted model, not a curated record. NCBI's taxonomy places the organism in Eukaryota, Fungi, Ascomycota, Dothideomycetes, Botryosphaeriales, Botryosphaeriaceae.